Pan troglodytes (chimpanzee) is the source of this 303-nucleotide messenger RNA. RefSeq names its product defensin alpha 6 (gene DEFA6). The coding region runs from base 1 to 303 and encodes 100 amino acids. The transcript has 2 exons. Gene Ontology annotation, cellular component: extracellular region; extracellular matrix. The record is from RefSeq and is marked provisional. NCBI's taxonomy places the organism in Eukaryota, Metazoa, Chordata, Mammalia, Primates, Hominidae. Gene Ontology annotation, biological process: antimicrobial humoral immune response mediated by antimicrobial peptide; disruption of plasma membrane integrity in another organism; innate immune response in mucosa.
AUGAGAACCCUCACCAUCCUCACUGCUGUUCUCCUCGUGGCCCUCCAGGCCAAGGCUGAGCCACUCCAAGCCGAGGAUGAGCCACUGCAGGCAAAAGCUUAUGAGGCUGACGCCCAGGAGCAGCGUGGGGCAAAUGACCAGGACUUUGCCGUCUCCUUUGCAGAGGAUGCAAGCUCAAGUCUUAGAGCUUUGGGCUCAACAAGGGCUUUCACUUGCCAUUGCAGAAGGUCCUGUUAUUCGACAGAAUAUUCCUAUGGGACCUGCACUGUCAUGGGUAUUAACCACAGAUUCUGCUGCCUCUGA